AAAUCCUUACGUAAAGCAUUCUAAAAUGAAAAAGUGUGAACAUAUAGGAUCAAACUGUGUUAUAUCAACGGACAACUCUGAUAUCAAUAACAGUAGUGUUGUGAUCUUCACACAUUCGUCACUACCAGGUUCUCCUCCUCUGAAGAAUAAAUUCCAGAUAUGGAUGUUUAAUACUCUGGAAAACAAAGCUUUUACACAUCGGCCAAAUACCGCUUGGAAAAAUCAAUUUGAAUGGAUCAUGUCUUACCGAAGAGAUGCCGACGUUCAACGACCGUAUGGUAAAAUCAUAAGACUGGACAAAAGUUUGGGAAAAAAUUAUUCUGAGAAUUUUCGACAAAAGACGAAAUUCGGUGUCUGGAUGUCGGGUCACUGCCCUGUUCCAUCUCGUCGUAAAGAAUACAUUGAACAGUUGCAGAAGUACAUGCCAAUUGACACGUUUGGUUCAUGUGGGAAGAAAAAGUGUGGGAUUCGAACCAAUUUGAAGAAUGAUUGUUUAACGAAUCUUGCUAGGGAAUAUAAAUUUUAUUUUUCCUUCGAGAAUAAUAUCUGUAAGGAUUACUCUACAGAAAAGGUGUUCAACUUGUAUAACAAUGAUUUCAACCUUAGCAUCAUACCGGUUGUAAAUGGUCCUCCCCAGGCAAGUGAAUAUUUACCUACGGGAACGUUUUUAAGCACGUUAAAUUAUACUUCUCCAGAGGUGUUGGCAAAAAAGCUUAAAGAAAUUGGAUCAAGUGAAAUAUUAUAUACUAAAUACCUGAAAGAAAAAGAUAAAUACAAUUCAUUAGAUGAACCUGAGAUUUUUCGAGAAGCGAUAUGUAAUGUUUGUCAGAAACUAGAUAAUAUGGAAGGGGACAAAAUUUUGCCAAAAGCGGAUGUGAUGGACAUGUUUAAAAAUUCUCUGUAAAUACCAAA
This is a messenger RNA of Magallana angulata, 912 nucleotides long. Its product is annotated as glycoprotein 3-alpha-L-fucosyltransferase A-like. Gene Ontology annotation, molecular function: alpha-(1->3)-fucosyltransferase activity. The coding region runs from base 26 to 904 and encodes 292 amino acids. The transcript has a single exon. The record is from RefSeq and is a predicted model, not a curated record. Gene Ontology annotation, cellular component: membrane. Lineage: Eukaryota; Metazoa; Mollusca; Bivalvia; Ostreida; Ostreidae.